AUGGCAUUUCAAACAAUCACCAUCACUUACACCGACGGCAAAUAUCUGUCUCUAGUCGACGCAGCCUCGCGUACCCCCCUGUACCAUGUCAAGGUUUGCCGUCAAGUGCCGCAGAUGGAAAUGAUUCGCUUGAAUCCAGCCCCAAGCGACGAUACCGACCAAGCGUUCCCUCAGGAUGAGAGCGCCUACUUCGAACGCCGGGUCUACACGGCAACGUUCAAGAUGACAAGCCUCGACGUCCAACUUCAGAUUCGCGAGCACCGGGAGGUCUUGCUCAGCAGGAAAAGUAUCCUUUCCACCAGCUACUCAUUCGCGUCACCAGCAAUGUCUGCUGCAAAUACCAGAAGCUCCUCGUCAUCUCCACCAUCAUCGCUGAUCCUCACAUGGGAAGCCGACCCGACGGGCAACCUGGGAGACUUUCGACUUGUUAAUGAGGCUGAGAAUGAAUCGGAUAAAAGGGUGCUGGCUCGCUUUCGAAACAAGGCGUUUUCCAAUGAGCAAGUGGGCACAUUUGAAGUAGUCGCUGGUCUCGAUCAAUUUGUCAAGGACGAAGCGGUGAUUUCCGGACUGGCCAUGCUGUCGAUGGUGCAGAGCAUCAAUCUGGCUGGCAUGGUCAUGCUCGGUGGGAGUUGA
Molecule: messenger RNA, 633 nt
Organism: Aspergillus pseudoviridinutans
Lineage: Eukaryota; Fungi; Ascomycota; Eurotiomycetes; Eurotiales; Aspergillaceae
Exons: 1
Coding region: 1-633 (210 amino acids)
Source: RefSeq, a predicted model, not a curated record